Messenger RNA from Penicillium samsonianum, 382 nucleotides. RefSeq lists its product as uncharacterized. The transcript is spliced from 3 exons. Bases 30 to 374 code for a protein of 114 amino acids. The record is from RefSeq and is a predicted model, not a curated record. Lineage: Eukaryota; Fungi; Ascomycota; Eurotiomycetes; Eurotiales; Aspergillaceae.
AUUUUUCAACCACUAGUAAAUGAACCAAUAUGGAACGAUAUAUCGUGAGGUCUUCAGCCUCCAUCGUCCCUAGACUAACUCGAGCCUUCGCACAAAAGGCCCAGUCUAAAAAUAAUGGUGAUCAGAAAUUUAACGUCGGUGCGGCAUUCCCAGAUGACUUUGAGGACUCGCCAUUGAAGUCUGAGAUUCUUGAGAAGCGAAACCGGAAUCAGGGGAUUGAGGACUCUUAUCACCCCACAAUGGACGAGAUUUACGAAAGUAUCCGAGGAAAACCGCCCCCCGAGAGUGCGAAGACCGCCAAGUCCGGUCAGAAGAAGGAGAAGAAGCGGGAGCCUGCUGAAGAGGAGCGAGAGCCUGAGAUUGAUGAAAUGUAAUGUUUUUC